GGAGGAGGUGGAGGUGGCGGUGGAGGUGGAGGAGAGAAGACUGCCUUUUCCUUUAAGAAGUGCUCAGCUUUUCAGUUUGUCAAGAGGAAGGUACGUAGAUGGAUGAGGAACCCGAAGGUGAGCGUGGAGAAGGCUCAGGGGAAAGGCCUCCUCUACCCAUGUCCAAAGUGUCCUCUGGCCGACGACUUGUGGUACUCGCACUUCCCCUCACCGUACGGCUGCUGUCACUACAGCGGCCUGCAGGGCGGCAUGUACUACCAUCAGGAGCAAUGCUCGCCGUGCCCCGCCAGCGGACAAAGCAGCAGCCAUGACAAGAACAAGGGAUGCAAGGUCAGGAAAUGGAAGAUGCUGGCUCGCCAUCACGGUGAUGGUACAAGCAAGCAGAAAGAAGCGGAGUCAGAUGUCCACCUGGGCGGGUGUCAGUCGUGGGGGGUCCACGCCUCACCCUACCUGGCCAGCCCUGUCAUGCUAGAGUGCUCCAUCUGCAGCGGGCCCUACAUCAGCUACACCCUGGAGGAACCCUGGCAGCCACGGCAACGCACACAGGCAAUGGACCUGUACUACCACAAUGAGUCAGACCCAGACAGCUACUGUUGCCCUGGUGAGAACACUUUUAUGAAACAGAGGAGGAUGGGGCUGAACGACUUCAUUCAGAAGCUUGCCACAAACUCCUACGCCUGCAAGCAUCCUGAAGUUCAGUCUAUUCUGAACUUGAGUUCUCCUCAGGAUGCUGAGCUCAUGAAUGCAAACCCGUCUCCUCCUCCCAGUCCAUCCCAACAGAUCAACCUCGGUCCUUCCUCCAACCCUUCAGCCAAACCCAGCGACUUCCACUUCCUCAAAGUGAUCGGAAAGGGAAGCUUCGGGAAAGUUUUGCUUGCACGACACCGCAGCGAUGACGAGUUUUACGCCGUGAAAGUCUUACAAAAGAAGGCGAUUCUCAAGAAGAAGGAGGAGAAGCACAUUAUGUCAGAGAGGAAUGUGCUGCUAAAGAAUGUCAAGCACCCGUUCUUGGUCGGCCUGCACUACUCUUUCCAAACAGCAGACAAGCUCUACUUCAUUUUGGACUACAUCAAUGGCGGAGAGUUGUUCUACCACCUACAGAGAGAGCGCUGCUUCCUCGAGCCCAGAGCCAGGUUCUACUCAGCAGAGAUCGCCAGUGCUCUCGGGUACCUCCACUCCCUCAACAUCGUCUACAGAGACCUGAAGCCAGAGAACAUCCUGCUGGACUCGCAGGGACACAUCAUUCUGACAGAUUUCGGCCUGUGCAAGGAGAACAUUGAACCCAAGGGCACCACGUCGACCUUCUGCGGUACGCCAGAGUAUUUAGCGCCUGAAGUUCUACACAAGCAGCCAUACGACAGAACAGUAGACUGGUGGUGUUUAGGAGCUGUUCUCUACGAGAUGCUCUACGGCCUGCCUCCAUUCUACAGCCGCAACACAGCCGAGAUGUACGACAACAUCCUGAACAAGCCGCUGCAGCUGAAACCCAACAUUUCCAACGCGGCUCGACAUCUGCUGGAGGGUCUGCUGCAGAAGGACCGCACCAAGAGGCUGGGCUGCACGGAGGACUUUAUUGAAAUAAAGAACCACGUAUUCUUCUCCCCCAUCAACUGGGACGACCUCAGCGCCAAGAAGAUCACCCCUCCCUUCAACCCGAAUGUGACGGGACCCAACGACCUGCGGCACUUUGAUCCAGAGUUCACAGACGAGCCGGUGCCCAGCUCCAUCGGCUGCUCCCCGGACAGCGCACUUGUCACAGCCAGUAUCAAAGAGGCGGCCGAGGCCUUCGUGGGCUUCUCCUAUGCGCCCUCCAUGGACUCCUACCUAUAGGAUUAUAACGCAGGCACUCAGUAUGGACCCCAAUGCGGACUCAAUGGACAUGAACUGGGGUUUUUUCCAUUGACUUGCAUCUUGACCCCACUUUACAUUUCCAAUCAGGAAGAUGGAUAGAUCAGAAUUAACCCCUGCAACAUCUCUAAAAAAUCUGUCUUUGCAAACUCUCCAACUCUUGAAUGCAUUUCCAAGUCCUACCACAAGACUAUGCAAGCCACAAUAAAUUAACUUAUUGGGGUUGUUGUCUAUCUUUCCCUGAUGAACCAACGCACAAUCCCUUCAACUUCUACAACAUGACUCAAAAUUAAAGCUCUGCAGCCUUCCAAGGUCUUAGUGGAAGUCCUUAGCACACAGCCGAGGCAGCAAACAGGCAGCCACGACCAACAAGCACACACAACAACUUUUUUUCUCAAGAAGAAAUCUGGAUUGUUUUGUACAAGCCCUGAGGAGGAUUUCCAUCUUCAUCCAUGUAGCGAAACAUCUUUAACCUGUCGAGAUUCUGUCAAACCACCCACGUAGACCGGAGCUUUUUUGAGUUUUGAUUGAGUAGCUUGGAGACAAGGUUCAUUUUGGUGCUUUAGUUUCUUUUCAUUUACUGUCUGAGAAGGGAGUCACUUGAGGCUGAAUGUUACAGAGGGGGGGAUGCUUUGUUUUGUUUUUCUCUCUGAUGUGCCUUUAUUUUUCCUCUCCAUCAGAGCUCACAUCUGUUGGGUUUGUCCAUGUCGAUGUCACCUUCUUGUUGGGUUUUUUUUUCUUUCCGACUUUUGGCGUCACCGGAGAGGAACGAUGUAGCAUUAAAUUUAAACACAAGUUCCUACGUCUCUUACAUGUGAGACGUAGGAACUCGAACGAUGUUUCAAAACUUUAUUUGCACAUAAAACAAUAACGGUAAUACUGAGAGAGAGAGAGAGAGAGAGAGAGAGAGAAUGAGAGAGAAUGAGAGAGCACUGCUGCUAGAGAGAGAGAGAGAGUGAAGUGUUUGUGUUGUUCUUCUUGCCAACAUGUCCCCUCUUAUUGAGUCUUCCAUUCGCCUCACAUUAAUGCACCGGCAGCCUCAAGCCGAGCAGAUGACAUGGAGAAGCUGAACAUUCCAUUUUAAUAUUGCUGUAAUGCAGUUUGACGGUAUUUAAGUUUGUUUGUAUAUUUGGAGUCAUGUGUACUAGUUUUAAUGUAUAUUGAACAAAAAAUGACUAAAGGUAUGCUUUAAUAUGUAUAUGUAACGAUUCAUGUUAAAUGUACUGUAAAUUGUAAAACUGUCUAAGAUUUAUGUGACAAAUGUUUGGUUUGCAAUAAAAGUUUAACUUUA
Molecule: messenger RNA, 3139 nt
Organism: Labrus mixtus (cuckoo wrasse)
Lineage: Eukaryota; Metazoa; Chordata; Actinopteri; Labriformes; Labridae
Gene: sgk1
Product: serum/glucocorticoid regulated kinase 1
Exons: 13
Coding region: 103-1830 (575 amino acids)
Biological process (GO): protein phosphorylation
Molecular function (GO): ATP binding; protein serine/threonine kinase activity
Source: RefSeq, a predicted model, not a curated record